This is a messenger RNA of Clonostachys byssicola, 417 nucleotides long. The record is from the annotation of a GenBank genome assembly. Lineage: Eukaryota; Fungi; Ascomycota; Sordariomycetes; Hypocreales; Bionectriaceae.
AUGUCUCAUCUCCAAUACUAUGCCUAUAAAGGCCAGGGAGUCGAAAAGAGAGCGGCGUUCUCUUACAACCAGGCCGUUCGAGUAGGCGAUCGGAUCGAAUGCUCUGGCCAAGGGGGAUGGCAUCCCGAGACUGGCGUGUUUGAGAAGGAAAUAAAUGCGCAAAUCGACCUUGCGUUUUCCAACGUGGAGCUCAAUUUGAAGGACGCUGGGGGCAAAGGGUGGUCCCAGGUUUUCCGUGUGAACUCUUAUCACGUCCCUUUGAACAACGAAGCAUUGGAAGCCAUGGUGCGGAACUUCAAGAAAUAUAUGCCGGAUCACCAACCGAUCUGGACCUGUGUGGGCGUGGCGCGUCUUGGAGAGGAUGAUAUGCGUGUUGAGAUUGAGGUUGUAGCACAUGACCCGCAAGAGGCCAAAUAG